Dendroctonus ponderosae (mountain pine beetle) is the source of this 1737-nucleotide messenger RNA. Its product is annotated as TGF-beta-activated kinase 1 and MAP3K7-binding protein 1. The coding region runs from base 87 to 1484 and encodes 465 amino acids. Gene Ontology annotation, biological process: protein dephosphorylation. NCBI's taxonomy places the organism in Eukaryota, Metazoa, Arthropoda, Insecta, Coleoptera, Curculionidae. Gene Ontology annotation, molecular function: protein serine/threonine phosphatase activity. The record is from RefSeq and is a predicted model, not a curated record. The transcript has 4 exons.
GUGUCUUUCAUAAGUUUGAUGGAAAUCAGCUGACAUAACAAUAACCUGAAAAAUAAACCACAACCCUAAAGUUAAUUAAACCCCAAAUGAAUAACCUGAAAGUUCAACAGAACAGCUACAAAAAUUCGGAAAGCUGGACAGACGAUUUGCCGAUUUGCAAAAACACCGGAAUUGGCUUCUCAACGAAUCAGAUUUAUCGGGAGGAUGGACACCCUCAAGAGGAGCACCCUUAUGAGGACUACAGUUGCCAUUUUCGGUUCAGCGAUGAUUUUUACUGGUAUGCAGUGUUUGAUGGGCAUGAAGGGAAAAGAGCAGCGGAUUUUUGCUCGCAACGAAUGACCGCCGAUGUUUUAUUCUCGGACAUCAAUGAAAAGCAGUCGGAUGAAGAGGUGCGAGACUUCAUUAGGCAGGCGUUUCAGAACGUUGAAACUGGUUAUAUGGAAACUUUGGGGGAUUUGUUUGCUGAAAGGAUCAAAAUUCAAUGCAAUGAUAUCCCGGAAGGGUUAAGUACAUAUGAAGCCUGCAGAAAGAUGCCUGAAGUAAUGAAAAAAAUCAAAGACCUUAACUGCGAGUUAGCUUCGGGAACUGCAGCUGCGGUCGCAUUGAUUUCCAAAAACAAGUUAUACGUGGCAAAUGUGGGCAACUGCAGGGUACUUUUGUGCCAAACCGAUGCAAAUUCUGUGUUAAAAGUUGUCCAGCUGAGCAUCGACCACGAUCUAUCCAAUGAAGAUGAAUUGUUGCGACUGUCUCAUAUUGGAAUCAAUCCGCGCCUCUUCCAGCACAAGUCUCGCUUAGGAAACCAAGAAAACACCCGCUGCUUAGGCAAUUGUGCAGUUAAGGGCGAAUAUAAGCAAUUUGAUGACUUGGCGGUAGCAUCGCAAGAGCCGGUCAUUGCGGAACCGGAUAUUCAUGGCGGAAUACUUUUGGACGAAUCCUGCAGGUUYUUGCUACUGAUGACGGCAGGCCUUUACAAAUCAGUCGAAGAAGCGAUUGAGMCCGAUAAAGUCAAUCAGUACAUUGCUCAAUGUGUUGUGGAACAAUUUAGAGAACAAGCAACUCUAACCGGAGUGGCACAAGCAGUGGUCGAUAAAGUGGUGCGUUUACACCACGACUGGUAUAUGUCCAACUCAUGCAAUAAAUCCCGCACACCGAAGAGAGAAGACAUCACUUUAGUGUUGCGCAACUUCAACUUCCCAAUGCCGAACGCUUUAAAAUCGCCCACGAAACCGACUGUUCAAUUCAGCACUACCAUCCUCACCAACCAAAUAUCCAAUAGUGAUUCCUCGCAGCACACACUCACAAAUUUGAACACGAUUAGUACACUAAGCCGAACCAACACCACAAGCAGUUCGGAGGCUAAAACGGAGGUUGAGGAUGACAUCGGUCCAGACCAAAAAAUUGCGCCCUACGUGGAUUUUGAUGACUUUUAUAAAAGCUUUGAUAUGGCCAAGCGCGAUGGCACUUUGCCUUAUGGGUUAGCGUAGAAUGCGACGAAAUAUUCACCUAGAUAUAAGACCAGAAGAACGGGCAUUUUUAGAGCUACAAAAGCCGAUUUUGCAUCGCCAACCUUCUAAUAAAGUUGUGUAAAUGGAGUGAUUUUGGCCGAAAUGCCCUUGGAACCAGUGUUUAAAUAAUUAAGUCUAACUACUGUUGUUAACUAAACAAGCGAAAUAAGAUCAAUAAUAUAAAUUAAUCAAGAUCAAGAAAUCAGAUAAUAAUAACAAACAGUAAGAUCAA